Molecule: messenger RNA, 3067 nt
Organism: Macadamia integrifolia
Lineage: Eukaryota; Viridiplantae; Streptophyta; Magnoliopsida; Proteales; Proteaceae
Product: phosphate transporter PHO1 homolog 3-like
Exons: 13
Coding region: 305-2773 (822 amino acids)
Biological process (GO): cellular response to phosphate starvation; phosphate ion transport
Cellular component (GO): Golgi apparatus; cytoplasm; plasma membrane
Molecular function (GO): inositol hexakisphosphate binding
Source: RefSeq, a predicted model, not a curated record
CCUUUCGAUCAAGAGGGAGGAACGAACUCAUACUCGCAUAGUCAGUCAUAGGCCCCCUUCAUACAUAAAUGCCCCUGCGAAGAGAGUGGCGUAGAGCGAGCCACACCUCCUGCUAUGAGCUAACAGGCCGGUCCUUCAGAAGAUGUAAUUAAGGACAAAGUUUCUCUUCAACUACUCUAACGACGUACAGGUCCUACUAUCAAUGAUACUCAAGUCAUAAUCACUUCCUCUCCCAUCCAUUGUUGUAUCAAGCUGUCCUCAUAACUGUUUUGAGGCAAAACUAAAAAGCCCAAGACAAAGAGAUAUGAAGUUUGGGAAGGAGUUUGCAUCACAAAUGGUGCCAGAAUGGCAAUAUGCAUACAUGGAUUACAACUAUCUCAAGACUCUCCUCAAAGAGAUCAGACGCUUCAAGCAAAGAACUAAGCCUCCGGUAACCACUCCGGCCGGCCUAAAGCGGAAGCUGACCAUGUACAGAGCUUUCAGUGGCCUAAUACAUAGGCAUGUCAAGAGCCCCAAUGGCGGCCCCGGUGGAGACAUUGAGGAUCAGGUUAUACUAGUAAGAGCUAUGCAGAGUGAUCAGGGCUCAUCAUCUGAUCAUGUCAAUUACCAGUCAAACUUUCUCAUGUCGGCCGAGGAAGGUGGAGAGUACGAGCUGUUGUACUUCAGGAGGCUGGAUGAUGAGCUCAACAAGGUCAACAAGUUCUAUAGGGAUAAGGUUGAUGAGGUCCUUAAGGAGGCUGCCCAGUUGAAUAAGCAAAUGGAUGCUUUGAUUGCGUUUCGGAUUAAGGCUGAGAAUCCCAACAUCGAUGGCAUCGGUGACUUCGAGAACUUCGAUCGUAAUGUUGAGAUGUGCCACCUUGCUUCUGGUGUCGCUGCCUCCACUGCCGCAUUGAAUGCCUCUACUCCCUGCCGUGCUAAAUCCACUAAAGGGUACAUGGGCAUAAUAGAAGAAGUUGAACCGAGCAACAGAGAUGAUGCAGAAGGGUACAUGGACGUAAUAGAAGAAUUUUUAUUGAACAAUGGAGUGAAUUCUGGUGACACAAGUGCAGAUACAGAUGUCAAUGAGCACAAAGCUACCAACUCUAGUGUUUGUGAAGAGAGACCAGACAGCAUCAAGGGCUCUAGACCAACCCGUUUACAAAUCCUUAACCAUGUGAAGCUCAACAACACACUUGAGACUCCCCGCUCCACCAUUAAAGGCAUUCUAAAGAUCUCCAUGAACAGAGAGCUGAAUCCUAAGGACCUGAAUAAAGUUGAAAGACAACUGAAGCGAACAUUCAUCGAAUUCUAUCAGAAGCUUCGACUUCUUAAGAGCUACAGCUUUUUGAAUCUCUUGGCAUUCUCAAAGAUCAUGAAGAAAUAUGACAAGAUCACUUCAAGAAGUGCAGCGAGGGCUUACCUAAGCAUGGUUGAUGACUCCUAUCUUGGCAGCUCCGAUGAGGUCACUAGGCUCAUGGAGAGAGUGGAAGCUACCUUCAUCAAGCACUUCUCAAACUCAAACCACAGAAAAGGCAUAAACAUCCUAAGACCAAAAGAAAAGAGAGAAAGACAUAGAACAACAUUUUCCAUCGGCUUCUUAGCUGGUGGCACCACAGCUCUACUAGUGGCUCUUCUUUUGAUUAUACAUGCAAGACAUAUCCUGUACAAGGAAGGGAGUUCCCAAUACAUGGAAACCAUGUUUCCACUCUACAGCUUGUUUGGAUUUGUUGUCCUACACAUGGUCAUGUAUGGUAUGAAUAUAUACUUUUGGAGGCGCUACCGAGUCAAUCAUCCCUUCAUAUUUGGAGUAAAACAAGGAACUGAGUUGGGUUACCGAGAAGUCUUCCUCCUCAGCUCAUGUCUUGCAGUACUUGCAUUUGCCAGUGUGCUGGCAAACCUAGACAUGGAGAUGGAUCCGAUUACAAAAGAUUUCAAGGCGCUCACUGAACUAGUCCCUCUGGGAUUAGUUUGUCUAGUACUUGCCAUAACAUUUUGUCCAUUUGACAUUAUAUACCGUUCAAGUCGCUUCUUCCUACUCCGAUGUGCUCUACACUGUAUCAGUGCCCCUCUCUACAAGGUUACUCUUGCAGAUUUUUUCCUAGCAGACCAGCUAACUAGCCAGGUCCAAUCCUUCAGAAGUCUGGAGUUCUACAUCUGCUACUAUGGUUGGGGAGACUACAAAAUGAGAACAAACAACUGCAAAAAUUAUGAUGUCUACACUACUUUCUUUUAUAUAGUGGCUGUAGUUCCCUUUUGGUUCCGAUUCCUUCAGUGCAUCCGCCGGUGGUUAGAAGAGAAAGACCCAAUGCAAGGAUACAAUGGGCUAAAAUACUUCUCCAUCAUUUUAUCCAUUGUUAUGAGGACAGCUUAUAGUAUGAAUAAGGGAAUGCUUUGGCAGGUGUUUGCUGUGAUCACCUCCGCCAUUGCCGCAAUUGUGAGCACCUAUUGGGACCUUGUUUUUGACUGGGGGCUUCUACAACGUAACUCAAAGAAUCAAUGGUUGAGAGACAAGCUUCUUAUCUCUCAUAAAAGCAUAUAUUUCGGAGCCAUGAUCUUGGAUGUUAUACUCAGAUUUGCCUGGCUGCAAACUGUUUUGGACUUUAAAGUAUCUUUCCUACAUAGAGAAGCAAUGAUUGCGGUAGUGGCAAGUCUAGAGAUAAUUCGUCGUGGCAUUUGGAAUUUCUUCAGGUUGGAGAAUGAACACCUGAACAAUGUUGGGAAGUUUCGCGCCUUCAAGUCAGUACCUCUGCCAUUUAAUUGUGAUGAGGAUGAAGACGAAGAUGAAGACAAUUAAGGAUCAAGCUCAAUCCACAAAGACAUGAGCAUGCUAGAAAAACCAAUCCCUGCAGAAGAAUCAGACUAAAGCAGCUGCAGGAACUAACAUAAACCAACAGAAGACAUGACAAAGGACAUUCUACUUCCUGAUUAACAACUAAAGCCAGCACAAUGGAACUGAUUCAGUAGCGACAUAGCAGAAUUACAUUUUCUGUUGCGGUUGUCAUGGUGUCUUUCAUGUUUUCACAUAGAUUUCUGUAAAAAGAAAUGAUCUGAUUAUUUUAUUCUCCCAAUCUUCAUUUUUUCCUUUCGA